This is a messenger RNA of Heterobasidion irregulare TC 32-1, 228 nucleotides long. RefSeq lists its product as uncharacterized. Bases 1 to 228 code for a protein of 75 amino acids. NCBI's taxonomy places the organism in Eukaryota, Fungi, Basidiomycota, Agaricomycetes, Russulales, Bondarzewiaceae. The transcript is spliced from 3 exons. The record is from RefSeq and is a predicted model, not a curated record.
AUGAGCAACCUCGAUUGGCCUCGUGAAUUGAACAACUUCCUCCAGUCCAGAGGACAGACUCAUUUGUUAAGUUGGCACGACGAAAUCAGAGGGCCACCACACCAGUGCAUACAUUAUAUGACCGCUAUUUUCAACGGCCGACCGAUUGCCCGGGGACGCGAUAACUAUAAAAAUGGUGCAAAGGCGAUUGCAGCCCAACAGGCUUUGCAGAUUUUGAGAGGAUAUUAA